Messenger RNA from Pomacea canaliculata, 2285 nucleotides. RefSeq lists its product as uncharacterized. The record is from RefSeq and is a predicted model, not a curated record. Gene Ontology annotation, molecular function: double-stranded DNA binding. The transcript is spliced from 4 exons. Gene Ontology annotation, biological process: regulation of DNA-templated transcription; termination of mitochondrial transcription. NCBI's taxonomy places the organism in Eukaryota, Metazoa, Mollusca, Gastropoda, Architaenioglossa, Ampullariidae. Gene Ontology annotation, cellular component: mitochondrial matrix. The coding region runs from base 893 to 2176 and encodes 427 amino acids.
CACUGCUGCCGUGAUUUUGCGAGAUGAAAGUAAGCGCUUCCGGCGUGAGAAUCACCAUUCAUCAAACUUUCUAGACUGUGAAAACGAAAAGGAAGGGGGAAGACGGUUAAUUAGCUGUUGCGGGCCUAGCUUCACUUCCCAAUGAGACGGUAAGUGAAGGGACACUGCGAUUAGGGGAGUGGAGGCUUCGUCUUCCUAGAAAGGUGCGGUAUUUGUAUUUUUGUACAUCUCAGGUUUUUGUAUUUCGGACUUUUUCCCUGAUUUCUUAAAAAAAUAUGGAUAAGUAAUGUACGUACGUGUUCUCUUUGGGGCCGGCCAUUUCGUCCCACACCAAAAGGCAAGUCGUCCCACGUAGGCCCAUUUCGUCCCAAGACAGAAAAGUCAAAUCGUCCCAAGCUCAAAAGGCUUUUCACCGAUGAAAAUAAGGACGAAAUGGUCUUGGGGCAAAGUGACCUAUGACCGUUCUUUUUGUUGUGACUGUCAUUAGGCGCAGUCUGCAGGCUGGGAGAUAGGCCAUGGAAUCAAGGGCCGGGACUGUUUGGGCCUGGCGGAUGCCUUGAAAUAUUUGAAAAGUUUUUGUUUUGAUAGAACAGUGCUGAAAGUACAAAUAGACGGAACUUGCCUCCUGGAUAUAAUAUCAACCUGUGGCCCAUUAAAAUGCCAGUCUUGGACAAGACAACACACCUGUUCUGACACUGUUGGAUCUGUCAGGUUUAGAUGAGAUGACCAAUGAAUUACAUCAUGUGACCUUUUUUUUUUGUCCACCAACAGCAUCAUUGUUGUUUUUCCUGAAAAGUGCACAAAGUACACUUUGAAAGACUUGCAGGCACAUGCCUCAACCCCCUAACUUCAUGAAAAAAUUGUAAAAAAUUUACAAAGGCAUAUUGUCCGGAUGACAAAAAUGAUCAAAAGUGGUGUUUUAAUCUGGACUGUGUUAAAUAUGUCCAAACAGCAGUUAGCAAGACUACCUGUCCUUCCUUCUAGUUUUCAGCUGGUGAUUAAUAACUUUUACCAAAAUGUUCAACAGAGGUAUAUAUUUCAUUGCGUGUUUCCUCUAAAAUUUACCCCAUUACACAAGAACUCUUAUAAGUGCUGUCAAGUGCCAGAUCAAAAAUCUCACUCAUUCGUAGACAAGAAGAGAAGGCUUCCUGUCACAUGCACAGAUGAAAUAGAACAAAUCCUAAAUGAAAAUGCAGAUAUUAUCAGUGAGUAUGCUACAUUUCUUGGAUGUGCUGAGUCUUCUGUCAGAAACAUGGUGAGAUGUGAAACUCGACUUGUAACAAGUUUCUCGAAACAUGAAGUUCUUGCUAAAAUGAAACUUCUGCUGGAUCAUGGACUUGAUGGAGAAGAGAUUGCACAGAGGUAUUACGUAUUUCAUCGAAGUGUGGAAUCUCUACGUAUUCGCUUAGAAGAAAUCAAAUCAGUUGAACACUAUCAACCUUGUACCUAUCUCCUAGUGGUUUCCGACCAAUACUUCAAGGAGCGCAUUGAAGCAAUCCGAAGGGAAAUUGCCAUCAUGGGAAAGCACCCUUCUCAAGUAAAUUUUGUAGCAUGCCUUCUGGAAUGCUCAGAAGAAGAAGUUUUCGCCAAAGCUAGGGAUAAGUGCAAACACCUUCUAACAAUGCUACCUAGUCGACUUCAAGAACUUGUGCAGAUUCUCCAGGAGUUUGGAGUCCCGAAGAGAAUGAUGCUUGAUAACUGUUCAGUGUUCACAUGCAUACCUAGUGUUGCCAGAGAACGGUUGAAAUGUGUCAAGGAUGCUGGCGUAUAUGAUGUAGACAAGCUUGUCUACAUACUGACUGCUGAUCCUGAACAAUUCCACCAAAGUUUGAAAUAUUGGAUAGAUAAUAGCACUGCCCUGGGAGAAUCUAAGAAUGAAAAAGAGUAUUUAAUGCAACGGCUUCAGUGUUCUGAAACAGAUAUUCAAAGUAUGUUUUCCCGCAAAAUUAUUCUUUCUCGCCUAAGAGCAGCCAAGCUUAAGCAUUCUCUUGAUGUUUUAAUAAAUGAGAUUGGUAUUUCACCUAGAAGUAUUAUACAGUACCCUGAACUGUUAUUUUAUAGCAAAAUCCGCCUUCUGUCAAGAUGGGAGCUUCUACAGCAACAAAACUUGGAAGAAAGGAAGUUAAUUCAAGCAUUGAUAUUGCCAAACCGCAAGUUUCAUGCACAGUUUAUGUAACAGAAUUGGCACGUCAUAGGUCCUCAUAUCAAUAGUUAUGAAUAUUUUUCAUUUGUUUCUGACAAGACUGCAAUCUCAAAAUAAAAACUCCCACAAUUGAUGUAAGGUU